GGUUGCAUGUUUUGCUAGGCUUUUCUUGGAGACGACGGUCGACGAACGACUGGGAUGUUUUCAAACCAGCAAUGAACGUCAUACAGCCGUAGGGUACGGUUAACGUCCAGCGUUUAGAACAUAUCAGUUUGUAUUGCGUACUAUACGUUUAGUAUCGAGUCCGAAUGAGUUGGCGGAAGCGCAUGAAUCAUUUUAAAGGUGCACGAUGAGCCCGCUGUGCUGUAGCCCUCACAGCUAGUCGGCAGCUGCACCAUGGCCAAACCUGGCAGCGACCGAGAUGGCGCCAUGGUGGACAAGCAGGCGGGAAAGAAGAGCAAGGACAAGCUGUCCCCGUUCACCAAAACGCCAAAGCUGGACCGGAGUGAACUCCUGGGAAAGGAGGCCAAGGCCAAGUCUUCCAUGAAGCGCAAGCUGUCCUUCACCGCCAGCCCGGCCCGCACGGACGAGCGUGACUCGGACACAGAUGACUCAGACCCAGGGCAGACGAGUGAGGCCUGGGCAGAGAGAUUAGUGCCUCCCUGCAGGAUAUACGCAGAUAAAGAUGGAGGCCCCGACAAGAAGAAGGUUAAGAAGGAGUCCGGGGGCAAGAAGUCCCAGUCGUCCACCCUGUUGUUCGGCUACCCUCUCUCCGAACGCAAGCAGAUGGCUCUCCUCAUGCAGAUGACUGCCAACAGCCCAGACUCCACCCCCAGCCACCCGUCGCAGGUCACCCCCGUGCCCAAGAGGGUGGCCAGCAGCAGCGCGUCCAAGCAGAAGGACAAGGUCAACAAGAGGAACGAGCGCGGGGAGACCACGCUGCACCUCGCCGCCAUCCGCGGAGACUCCAAGCUGGUCAAGGAGCUCAUCAGCCUCGGCGCCGACGUCAACGUCAAGGACUUUGCCGGCUGGACGCCGCUUCACGAGGCCUGUAACCUGGGUUACUACGACGUGGCCAAGGUUCUGAUCUCCGCCGGAGCCGAGGUCAACACCCAGGGGCUAGACGAUGACACGCCCCUCCACGACGCCUCCAGCAGCGGACACAAAGAUAUUGUGAAGCUACUCCUACGCCACGGCGGUAAUGCUUUCCAGGCCAACAAGCGUGGGGAGCGGCCCGUGGACGUGGCGGACUCCCAGGAGCUGGAGCAGCUGCUGAAGGGAGAGCUGCCCCUGUCCGACCCGGAGGACAGCUCCUCAGACUCUGAGGACCCGCCGUCCGUCAACCCGUCCAGCGUGGACGACGACCACAUGGAGGAGUCGGACGGAGAGAAGGACUCCGAGGGCAAGCCGUCCGCCCUGAAGGCCUCGCCCUCCGUCUCCGGCCUGGACGAGUACGAGUUCAAGGACGAAGAGGAGGAGGAGGAGGAGGAAGACGAGGAGGAGGAGGAGGAGGAGGAGGAGGAAGAGGAGCCGGCGCUGAACGACCGACACCACUACAGGAGAGAUCUGCGUCAGCGGGAGAAGGAGGAGCGGAACCACGUGACGGCCAAGCCCAGCGCCAAGACGGAUCCCCCGCCCUCCCUCCUCCCUCCUCCUCCUCAAAGUCAAAGAAGCCGAAGGCGACGGCUGCGAGUCCUGCACUGCAGCACUGACUCCUCCGCGGACGAGCUGGACGGCCUCGCCGCUGCCCCCCUGGAGAGGAGGGGGUCCCCCUCAUGCUCCCAGAGCACCGCCGACGCCUUAAAGGCGGAGCCGGCGCGCGUCAAGAAGGACGGCGAGCAGAAGGGCAAGGUGAAGAGGAAGAGCAAAGGACAGAGCAAGAACAAGGAGAACCAGGAGGACGGCGGCGGCGCAAGGGAGAACGGCAAGGGGCCGGUGUUCUCUGCGGCAGCUGGCCGGACGGAGAGCGCCGAGAAGGGGCGCGGCGACGAGGACUCCUUCAAGAUGUCCUUCAGCCCCAAGGACGACUUGUCGGUGCACCUCUUCCACCUGUCCUCGGUCAAGGCGCCCAAGCUCAACCACGGCCUGCUGUCGGACAAGGCGCCCACGCCGCUGAAGCAGGAGAACGCUAAGACCAGCGCGCCGGCGGCCGACGGCCCCGCCGACGCGGUCAAGUACAUCCACUACACGGACGCCGUGGACUACUGCACGACGGAGGGCUCAAGCACCAAGGGCUGCAAGCACAAGGAUGAAGAGGCAAGCACCAGCAGCGGGAGCCCCCCCGGCGGCGCGGUGGCGGUGGACGGCGACGAAGGCAGCCGCAGCCCCUCCAAGGACGGCAGCCUGGGGAACGUCGCUGAGGGGCCCCGACGCGGCGGCGUGGCGGCGGCGAGGAAGACGGACGCCGACGGCAAGGUGGUGAAGAAGCACAAGCUGAAACACAAGGAGAAGGAGAAGCACCGGCGGGACUACGAGGUGGACCGGAGCCGCCACCGGCAGAAGGAGGCCCGGAAGGACGGCCACAGGAAUCUGGAGUUCGACCGCGAGUUCUGGAAAGAGAACUUUUUCAAGAGCGACGAGGCAGAAGAGCCGCCGCCGCCGCCGCCGGCUCCAGGGAAGCGUGAUGGGGAGGGCAGCGACGGCUGCCCGCUGCAGAAAGCCCGAGACGGCUCCCCCGCGAAGGAGGAACGCCCGGCGAAGGACAAGCACGCCGGCCGCCAGGAGAAGCGCUCCCGGGACGAGAAGGAGAAGUCAGUGAAGAAGGAGCGCAAGGAGGACAAGGGGAAGGAGGGGAAGUGGAGCGAGCUGAGUGAGGAGCGGGCCGACGGCCCACGGCUCGGGACGCUUCCCGGCCGAGCCUCCUCAGCAGAGCUCCGCCGUCGCCGCCAAGGAGGGAGGAGAGGAGGAACGCGCUGUGAGCCUCACUCCGGCGGAGCUGGAGCCGCCGCAGGAGCAGCCCGCCCGAGAAAGCCGCCAGGGACCGGGGGCGACAAGAGGCCGCCGGCCAAGGAGCGCGAGGCGGAGCGGGACGGAGGAAAAGGCACCCGGAGAAGAAGGGUCAAGGCGGAGCCGGCGGACCGGCCCGAGCCGCAGGCCUCGACGGAGCGCUGGAAGGAAAAGGAGAAGAGCGGCGCCAGCUCUUCCUCCCACUGCCCCGGGGAUAAAAGCCACAAGGAGAGGGAAAACGAGAAGCUGAGGUCGGCGUCGACGUCCGCCACCAAGAAGCACCAAGAAGAGAGCAGGAAAAACAAGGAGAGGAACUCGGAGAAGCGCAGCGAGCGGGAAAGGCCGGAGAAGGACUACAAUGGCGGGGAGCACCGGGAGAAGGACCGGCCCGGCACGGAGAAGAAGAGCAAACCGACGGAAAAGCCCUCGGAGAACAGUAAACCCGAGCGCUCCAAGGAGAAGGACGGCGACAGGAAGAAGAAAGACAAGAUGAAGGACGGCGCUCCCGGCCCGGGCUCCAACCUCAAGUCCCUCCUCGAGGAGAAGAGGAGCUACAGCUCCGAGAGCUCCAAGUCCGCCUCCCUCAAACCCAAGGAGGAGGUGGCCAGGACGCCGGAGAAGGAGAGGGACCCGUCCGCGAGCGGGACCCUGAUCAGACACCGGGACAAGGACCGGCACCGCCGAGCGCUCCCAGUCCACCAAGCUCAGCCGGGCCAAGCCCGGCGAGGCAGACGCCGAGCGGGUCAAGUCCAAGCCAAGCGACGCCGCCCCCGCCGUCGACGCCGAGCGGGACAAGUCCAAGCCUCGCCGGCGUCCCGCGACGCCCGGCCCAAGGAGAAGAGGCUGGUGAACGACGACCUGAUGCAGACCAGCUUCGAGCGCAUGCUCAGCCUCAAGGACCAGGAGAUCGAGCAGUGGCACCGCAAGCACCUGGAGAAAAUCAAGCAGAAGGAGCGCGAGAGGCUGAAGCAGCGGCCCUCGGUUGGACCCUCCAAGCCCAAGAGCAAGGACAAGGCGGUCAAGACGGCGGACACCUGCCUGAGCAAGGAGCUGCUGCGCUCCAAGAGCUCCGAGGCCGGGGACAGCCAGAGCCGGGACCGGGCCCCCAAGGACGGCACCGGCUCACGGACGCUGUCCCUCGACGGGAAGAGCCUGUGCUCCCUCAGCGCGAAGGUCAUGGCGAGCAUGGACGGCGCGCUGAGCCGGUCGCCGCGGCCCGACGGCGAGCGCUCCGGCGUCAUGUCCCGGUCCGUUUCCAUGGUCUCCGUUGCGAGCUCGGAGGAUUCCUGCCAGGCGGCCGUGCUGACGCCCCGGCCGCCGAGUACGACUCGGACCGUCAACCCCGAGGCGUCGGACUCCCAGCCCCCGCUGCUGCAGUCGUCCCUGGCGUCGCUGCGGGCCGCCCAGUCGCCCUCGGCCCACGACAAAGACUGCGGCGGUCUCCCGGAGGUGCCCCACAGCAGCUGGUCGCCGUUGUCCAACAGACACGAGACCCCUUACCUGAGGGCCAUCCUCGAUGAGGACGCCGGCGCGGCGGCGGAGGACGGGAAAGACGGCGCCGACGCGCCGGAGAACCUCCCUCUGCCCGUUCAGCCCGGAGCGGCCGAGCCCGGAGCGCCGGAGCCCCCGGCAGACCCGGAGGAGGGCUCCAUCGAAGACCACGCCCCACCGCAGCACACCGGGGAUAAGGCGGAGGGCGACGCCUACACGCAGCGGGAGGAGUCCCGGCCCGAGUACUUCCCGGUGUCGCCGGCCUCCUACCGGGAUGCCUCGUACAGAGACGCCCCGGACAAGGAGCCACUCAACUCGGAGUCCAACGUCUCCUCGGCUUGCGGGACCCCACCGAGGGCCCCGGAGCAGAGGCUCCCGUCUUCCUCCGAUGAGCCGGCCCCAAGAGAGCUGUACUGGCCCCUGCUGAACGCGCAUACCGAGGAGGAGAGCGCCGGGGACAGCGGCGCGACGCUCGAGCCGACGGAGCCGUCCUCCUCCUCCGCACUCUCUGCGGACACGUCGGGCCUGACUGACGCCCAGGAGCCGACCCCCUGGCCCUGCCCACAGAGGGACCUCUUCACCGCCACGGAGAGCUCACAGCCCCGAUCCGAGCCCCUGGAGGCCAUGGACGUCGACCGCGAAGAGAAACCGUCUGAAACCGCCAUGGACACGACCACCACCGCCGCUGAAAGAGCCGGAUGGGACGGCGAGGGGAGCGUGUGGGACGGCUGUGAACGGGAGCGGUCGGCCAGCCCCCCCGUGCCCUCCUCGGCCUUCACACACAUUCCUACCUUCGAGGCGGAAGAGCCGGCGGCGGCCCCCGGCAGAGCCAACCCCGAGGCCAGGUGGGCUCCGGAGGAGUCCGACGUAUGUGAGCAGCUCUACAAGAAGUCCAAACUGUCCACCGACGGCAGGGCCGUUGGACGCGGCGCCGCCGGAGAAGGCGGAGCACAGCGCGGCCGGGCCCUCGUCCCCCGGGUUCUACUGCAGGACCCCUGAACACAAGGCCGAGGAGACGCAACGUCGCCCCCCAGACCACCGAGA
Messenger RNA from Gadus morhua (Atlantic cod), 5337 nucleotides. RefSeq names its product ankyrin repeat domain-containing protein 12-like. Gene Ontology annotation, cellular component: nucleoplasm. The record is from RefSeq and is a predicted model, not a curated record. Lineage: Eukaryota; Metazoa; Chordata; Actinopteri; Gadiformes; Gadidae. Gene Ontology annotation, molecular function: protein binding.